UGGUCCUGGACACCACCUGGCCGCCGACUUACAACGUAACGCAACCACCCUUCGAUCCAAUGAGAACCAUCCAUCAAGCAGCCCUGACCCGUUGACGAUGAGAAACCGGCACGCACUGAGACAGGGGAUUGGCUGGCUGAGCUUUCCGCGACAUGCUCUCAUGCUGAUGGGUGCAUCCUGCGCAGGUGUCGUGGUUGUCGGUGUUCAUCUUCAACCUGGCCUACUCAAUCACCCCCUGAUCCUUGGGGGCGACUGCCGUGGGAAAAGGUUGCAGGCGCUUUGGCCAGCGUCUGAUGAACGGAAAUCCUCCCGACCGUUUCCAGGAACCUCCGUUCACAAGUCCCACAUGCCGCCCGCCCCCUGCUCUUGAUCCUACAGGGGUUAUCUGCCUGCCGGCUCAUCCCUCAUCUUCUCCUCUCGAUCUUGAUGUCCGGUACAAAGUACCAGCUACUCUUGACACUUCAUCUUCCUUUGCAAACAUCUGUCCGGGACAAGCAGUAUUAUCGCAGCCGCAAAGGCCGCACCCAUUGGUCUCUGGACUAACUAGUAAGGCAAACCUCCCCGCUCGUUGUGUUCCCGCUACAUCGGGGGCAGAAAAGUUAUGCUCCAGAGGUUGUGCACCCCAGCGUCGUGCUGUGGGAUGCCGGGUCCACACCCAGGCUACCAUUUUCUGGGGAGCAGCAGGGGGUGAGGGGUGUUUACCGCAUGCGACCUGGAGGCGUAAACUCAGCCAGAUGAGCGCCACUUCUCUCGCUGUUGGUCCGACCCUGCACUUCCAGCGGGCCUUGCACCCAGAACAGGAUCUUGCCGAGACAAUGGGAAGCAGUGGAGCCAACUAUCUCCCUCAAAGCGGUCUCAUGGAGGUCCUUUCUUCAAUGUUGACCUUGAGAACAGCCGCCUUUAAGCCGCACGCCGGGAUCCACCUCGCUGGCGGGUCUUCUCCGGAUCCCGACCGUCCGAGGAGUUGCAACGAGCCCCGGGAUUGCCCACUGGCAGGCGUUCAGUGCCGGCCUCCUCACGGAAGUGGUCUGGGUUGGGCUUAGUGUCAGGUUAUUAAUAACAGGAACCUCCGUACCGAGACCGUGUCUUGUCUUCGCUUGGCCGAGGCGUCCCAGAUGGCUCUGGAGGCCCAUGCCGUUUCUUACUUCGAUGCUUUCAGGGUGUGGUCACUGUGGUGAUCACGCCGAUGCUGCCCUCCACCCCGACGCUUUACACUUGAUGUUCGCUUGCAAAUCAGGGACACGGCUCGGCUGGCAGCUGAUCAGUUGCGUGAGCAGCACACACGCUGUUACAAUCCGUCAGACCCAUCCCUCCUUGAAUGCAGGACUCAGCUCUCGUCAACACAACCACUCCCACGUCCAGGAUGGAUGGAAUCUUGAGACAUCGGG
Molecule: messenger RNA, 1388 nt
Organism: Parathielavia appendiculata
Lineage: Eukaryota; Fungi; Ascomycota; Sordariomycetes; Sordariales; Chaetomiaceae
Exons: 2
Coding region: 294-1043 (249 amino acids)
Source: RefSeq, a predicted model, not a curated record